This is a messenger RNA of Lacerta agilis (Sand lizard), 1607 nucleotides long. Its product is annotated as keratin, type I cytoskeletal 19-like. The record is from RefSeq and is a predicted model, not a curated record. Gene Ontology annotation, molecular function: structural molecule activity. The coding region runs from base 63 to 1607 and encodes 514 amino acids. NCBI's taxonomy places the organism in Eukaryota, Metazoa, Chordata, Lepidosauria, Squamata, Lacertidae. The transcript has 6 exons.
UUUACAUCCAGCAGUGCCUCUUGCUUUCUGCUUAGCGCUAGAGAUCCUCCAUCACUGUCACAAUGAGCUGUAGCGCAAGGCACACCGUCUUGACAGCUGGAAGAAGCAGCAGUGGCAGCUGCAACCUUGGUGGAGGAAGGGUGGGGGUCUCCUCGGUCUCCUCUGGACGGUACACUUCCUGCGGGCUAGGCAACGGGAGAGCCAAUUUCUCUGGCCGGAGCCAUGUCGGAGGAGGUUCCACUUGUGCCUACGGAGCGGGAAGAAGCCAGUUCUCAAGCGGAAGUUGCAGCGGGGCCUUUGUUGGUGGCGGACAUCUUGGGGGAAAUGGCGGUUUAGGCGCCGGAUCCCAUGCUGGGAGCGUUGCUGCUAGGAGUGGUGCGGUUGGUGGUGCUGGUGGUGGUCAUGCUGGUGUGGUAGGAGGCAUGGGUGGCGUGGUUGGAGGCCCCCACCCUGGUAUGGUUGGUGGCAUGGGUGGCGUGGUUGGAGGUGUUCCUGCUGGCAUGGUUGGUGGCAUGGGUGGCAUGGUUGGAGGUCCUCAUCCCGGUAUGGUUGGUGGCAUGGGUGGUGUAGUUGGAGGUGUUCCUGGUGGCAUGGUUGGUGGCAUGGGUGGUCCUGCAGUAGUCAGCGAACCUUUCUGCGGAGGCAUGUUCUCUAACCUUGAUGGGAAAAUGACCAUGCAGAACCUCAAUGACCGUCUGGCUAGUUACCUGGACAAAGUCCGGUGCUUGGAGGAGGAGAAUGCCGAGCUCGAGUGUCGGAUCCGGGAAUUUUAUGCUAAGCAAGGCCCACUCUGUGAACCGAAGGACUACAGCCAUUACCACCAGCAAAUUGAAGAUUAUAAGAACCAGCUCAUUUGUACAAGUGUGGAGAACAACAAACUCCUCCUGUGCAUUGAUAACAGCAAGCUGACUGCUGAUGACUUCAGAACCAAGUAUGAGACGGAAUGCUGCCUCCGUCAGAAUGUGGAGGCCGACAUCAAUGGCCUGCAUCAAAUCCUGGAUCAGUUGACUGCCUGCAGGUCUGACCUGGAAGUACAGUGUGAGAACCUGCAGGAUGAGUUGUGUUGCCUGAAGAAGAACCAUGAGGAGGAAGUCACCUGCCUGAAGAACCAGUCAACCGGCGAUGUCAAUGUGGAAGUCAAUGCUUGCCCUGGACCGGAUCUGAGGAAGAUCCUGGAAGAGAUGAGGUGCAAGUAUGAGGCAAUGAUAGAUGGCAACCGCAAGGAGGUCGAAGCAUGGUAUGGAUCCAAGAUCGAGGAGGUGAACCGAGAUGUCUGCACCAGCAGCCAGGAGAUCGAAGAAAGCAACAACAAGGUCACGGAACUAAGACGCCAACUGCAAGCCCUGGAGAUCGACUAUGAUGCCCAGUGCAGCCUGAGGGACACCCUGGAAGCCUCCCUUGCUGAAACAGAGCACCGCUACAACAACCACUUGGGUGAGCUCCAGGAGCGCAUCUCCUGCCUGGAGCAGCAGCUGGCAGAGCUGCGCUCGGAAAUGGAGUGCCAGAACCAUGAGUACACGGAGCUCCUCGAUGUCAAAAGCCGGCUGGAGCAGGAGAUCGCCACAUACCGCUGCUUGCUGGAGGGCGGGCAACAUGAUAUUGUGUGA